Molecule: messenger RNA, 2085 nt
Organism: Cuscuta epithymum
Lineage: Eukaryota; Viridiplantae; Streptophyta; Magnoliopsida; Solanales; Convolvulaceae
Source: the annotation of a GenBank genome assembly
CGGUAAUUAUAAUAAUGUGAUAAUUGAAUAAAGUAACGGCAAUGGUACUAUCUGCUGCUCUUCACUGCUUCAGAGUAUUUCAGUACCUUCGCCAACACACCGUGUGAUAGAGAGAAAGAGAAUGGCAGUUUGUGUUCUGUAGAGGGAGAAAUUUCUUCAGAGAAACCAACUAAGCGCCAUUAAUGUCUCUCAGAAACAAAGCGUGAGCUAGUACUACUUCACAGCACAGCACAUUCAUUCAAUUCAUUCACCUCUUCUUCCAAUUCAAGCUGCUCUAACCACUCCAAUUCCGGCUCUCACUCUGAGAAAUUUGAGAUUCUAUCUGUAUUUGUGUCUGUUUUGUUCUGUGUUUUCAUUAUCUGUCUGAAAUUGAACGUACGCGGCUGAUAAUCUGAUAUACAGAUAGAUGGAGGGGGAACUGAGUAAGAUGACGAUGGACAUAUUCUCCAAACUCGAGCAGAAAUGGCUGUACCACUGCGAAGGAAAGAAGACGCGCAUCCUGAGCAUCGACGGCGGCGGAACAACCGGCAUUGUGGCCGGCGCUGCUCUGGUCCACCUCGAAGAUCAGAUCCGAGCGAAAACCGGCGAUCCUGAUGCUCCAAUUGCUGACUUCUUCGAUGUAAUCGCUGGUUCUGGAAUAGGUGCUAUUUUCGCCGCAAUGUUGACUGCUGACGGAGGAGGAGGCCGUCCGCUGUACACGGCCAGUGAGGCAGUCGCGUUCGUGAGAGAGAAGCAGCCGGAGCUUUUCAGGAGAAAGCAGGUCGGCGUUUUUGGCAGGCCGCGGAGAUUUUCUGGCAAGAGUAUGGACAAGACGUUGAAAGCGGCUUUGACAAGGAGAGAGGACGGGAGGAUUUUGACGUUGAAGGACACGUGCAAGCCGCUACUGGUUCCUUGCUUUGACCUCAACAGCUCAGCGCCGUUCGUGUUCUCACGCGCCGACGCCUCCGAGUCUGCGAGCUUCGACUUCGAGCUCUGGAAAGUGUGCCGCGCCACAUCAGCCGAUCCGUCCAUGUUCAAGCCAUUUCCGCUCCAGUCGAUCGACGGGAGGACCUUUUGCGUGGCGUUAGGCGGCGGACUCGUCAUGAACAACCCAACCGCCACCGCAGUUAACCACGUCUUGCACAACAAGCGCGAUUUCCCGUCCGUUACCGGCGUGGACGACCUUUUAGUUCUCUCCCUAGGCAAUGGAUCGUUUUCCGCCGCCCCAAGCGGAAAACUGCGUAACGUCUAUUGCUCUACAUCCGCCGUGGUCGGCAUUGUCCACGACGGCGUUUCGGAAACCGUCGAUCAAAUGCUCUGUAACGCCUUCGCUUUGAAUCCGAACGGUUACGUGAGAAUCCAGGCAAACGGCGUGGGAGAGAGAGUGGAGGAAGUGUUGAAAGAGAGAGGAGUGGAGUCGUUACCGUUUGGGAGCAAGCGGUUAUUGACGGAAACAAACGGGCAGCGAAUGGGAGGCUUCGUGCAACGGCUGAUUGCUUCGGGAAGGAGCAGCCUGCCACCGAGUCCGUGCAAGGAAGCCGCUGUUAGUCCUAUUAGUGACGGACGUUAGUGUAUACCAUCUCAUUCCUUGCUUUGUUACUGUGUCCGUUUUGAAAGAAGCAAUUUAUAAACAAAAUUUGUAUACAUUUCACACAUAUUGCACUUAAUUGUUUGUACACAUCGUCAAUGUGUACACUUUCUAGUUGUUUGUGUACACAGAUAGAGCGUGCAGUGUUGUCUGUGUGCACGAACGUUGACGUACAAAUGUGUGAGAAAUGUAUACAAAUUUUGUGUACAAAAAAUUGUUGGUCCUUUUUUUGUCCAUGAAUAAACGCAGGAGAGAGUAGACCAGUUUUGAGCCCCAUAAUACAUCAGCACUUCGCAUGACCACAUAAAAUAUUUGAAGCACCCAAUGGAAACAGGUCUUCUCUGUGUCUGACUCUAAUACAUAUGGGUCAUUUAUUUUGCGGGGACUACAGAUAUACUCAACUUUUUGUUAAGUAUUGUCAAUGAUCUAUUAAUGAUAAGUGUAUCCUUAUUCAAACUAGCGACAAAGAUAUUGUUUAGAGCUUUUAAAUGACAAUUAUUCGGUAGUUUUUAGGGACA